UAUCAGGUACUGAAAUGCUCUGAACAGCAUCAAAAGAGGUUCCUGGAUACGUAAAUGAAAGCUUGUGGAAGUCUUAUACAAAACUAAAACGUACAUUUGUAGAUUUGUAGCUGUGAUACGUGAGUACUGUGCUAACUACUGGAGAUAAAGCUGCAAAAGUAGAAGAUAGUUCUGGUACUGAUUCCAACAGAAGUGGGGGGAAAAAAAGGAAUCUAAUAGGGAAGAUAUGAGUGGCUGGAGUGUUUGAUUCUAUAUAUAACUAGUUGAUGUCAGCUGGAUGCCAAUCCCUUUGAAGAGGAUCAGCCCCCAGUUUGUCUCAGUACUAGGUACCAUGCAGAUCCAAGCACAAGGGUAGAAACCAUCCUGGACCAGGCAGGUCACCCCCAUUCACAACUCCUGAAGUUUCAACUAAAGAGUUGAGAUCACUUUUUUUCUGCACAACGAAACAGUACGCAAGGAAAAAUCACAUCAGAAAAUCACAAUGUUAUCACAUUCUGCCAUGGUCAAAGAGAGGAAACAACAAGCAUCAGCCAUUAUGGAUGAAAUACAGAGAAAUGUCUCACCCAGCUUAAACCUUGGAAAAAAGGUCAGUACCCCAAGAGACAUCAUGGUGGAGGAACUAUCAACACUCAGCAAUAGAGGCGCGAGGCUCUUCAAGAGACGUCAGCGGAGAUCUGACAAAUACACAUAUGAAAAUUAUCAUUAUGUUGCAAACAAGCCAAGAAAUCGUGGAGAGCCCAUACACAGUGUUAAAAUGGAUGGCCUCAGUGUUGAAGGAAUUCCCCAGCACGCUCCAAUGACGCCCCCUAAUACACCUGAUCCCCGGAGCCCACCACAUCCUGACAACAUUGCCCCAGGAUAUUCUGGACCACUAAAAGAAAUUCCUCCUGAAAAGUUUAACACUACUUCUGUGCCAAAGUAUUAUCAGUCUCCUUGGAUAGAAGCCAUUAGGGAUGAUCCUGAGCUGCUGGAGGCCUUAUAUCCUAAACUUUUCAAACCUGAAGCAAAGCCGGAACUGCCGGACUACAGGAGCUUCAACAGAGUUGCCACUCCCUUUGGUGGUUUUGAGAGAGCAUCAAAGCUGGUUAAAUUCAAGGUGCCAGAUUAUAAUCUACUGAUGUUAAAUGAUCCAAGAUUCAUGAUUCUUGCAAAUCCUCUUGCUACCAGAAGAUCCUUCAAUAGGACUCCUAAAGGAUGGACAUCUGAGAAUAUUCCAGUAGUGUUCAUUCAACCUUCAGAUUCCAACGAUGUUCCAGAAACAGAGGACCUGUGAGAGAAGCUGCACUCUAUAUUGUACAAAGUUUGGAAAGCUGCACAUUCAUGAAUUAUUGGUCCAAAUGUUACUAAAGGCUACUGAGAAAACCUUUCCUUGGCAGCUGGCACAUAAUGUCUGAUGUGUCAUCUCUUUUCUGGAAUCUAUUUUUCAUCUGUUGACACAACAUAAAUAAAGCAAUUUGGCAAGUAUUGGCUGA
This is a messenger RNA of Tympanuchus pallidicinctus (lesser prairie-chicken), 1472 nucleotides long. RefSeq names its product myozenin 2 (gene MYOZ2). The record is from RefSeq and is a predicted model, not a curated record. Gene Ontology annotation, molecular function: FATZ binding; actin binding; telethonin binding. The coding region runs from base 482 to 1273 and encodes 263 amino acids. Gene Ontology annotation, cellular component: Z disc; actin cytoskeleton. Lineage: Eukaryota; Metazoa; Chordata; Aves; Galliformes; Phasianidae. The transcript is spliced from 7 exons.